Messenger RNA from Erigeron canadensis, 1608 nucleotides. RefSeq lists its product as uncharacterized. Gene Ontology annotation, biological process: DNA integration. Gene Ontology annotation, molecular function: nucleic acid binding. NCBI's taxonomy places the organism in Eukaryota, Viridiplantae, Streptophyta, Magnoliopsida, Asterales, Asteraceae. The transcript is spliced from 5 exons. The record is from RefSeq and is a predicted model, not a curated record. The coding region runs from base 1 to 1608 and encodes 535 amino acids.
AUGGCCGAUGAAACCGGCGGCUCAAGCUCGGGUUCCGAGUUGGCACUUCAAAUUGCAAGCCUACUACAAAAUAAUAAUCACCAUCAACAGCCGAAACUUUCCGACAACCUUCAAUUCAACCUUAAAUUAAACAAUCAAAAUUACGCCUUAUGGACUCGAAUGAUCCGAGUAGCCAUAGGUGGUAAAUCCAAAACCCUGUUAAAUCAUCUUACCGAAAACCCACCUGAAAAAGUAUCAUUAGAAAAAUACGAGAUAUGGGAACAAGAAGACCUGAUCGUUUUUUCUUGGCUCAUUCAAAACAUCGAACCAACCAUAGCCGGAAAUCUGACUGAGUUUUCCACAUCAAAAGAAUUGUGGGAUGCCUUGGUAACUACAUACAGUAGUGGUAAAGAUAAACUGCAAGCCUUUAACCUCCAUGUAAAAGCCAACGAGUUGAAACAACAUGAAAAAACCCUCGAAGAUUUCUGGAUCUCUCUCCAAGGCGUAUGGGGAGAGAUAGAUCGGAUAGAUCCCAAUCCGAUGAAAUGUGCAGAUGAUAUACAAACAUAUGCGAAGAUCCGAUCUGAUCAAAAACUCUUUCAAUUUUUGAAUGAAGCUGCUUAUGCCACCGUAAGAAAGGAAGCCGCUCACCAAAAGAUUUUGGGAGCAACUAACAUCGAACCCCAAGGUGUCGCCGCCGGGUUGAUUGCCAGAGAAAUCAACGGCGACGGGUUUGUUACAAAAGGGUACCGGCGAUUUGACGGCAAGAAAAAGAUCAAAGAUGAUAAAUCUGAUCUAUCUUGUGACGAGUGUGGCAUGGAACGACACACAAAGGAACAGUGUUUCCGAUUAGUUGGAUACCCGGCGUGGUGGACAGAGAACAAGAAAGGUGUCAAACGGGUUCCUACCACCAGCACCAACACCACAAAGGAAAUCAAGAAUGAUAACCAGAAAAAGGAUGGUGGAUUUGGGGGAUUAGCGGCGGCCGGCGGUGUGGAGGAUGAGGGGGUGUUUUCGGUGGAAGAUUUCUCUGAUAUAUCGAAUUCCAGGAAAACACAUAUUGAAGCAGCAAAUAAAGGGAAAAUGGAUGAUAUCAGGACUGGACAGAUUAUUGGGCGUGGCGCUGAGAGAGAGGGACUGUACUAUGUUGAUGAAGUAAGUGGAAGUGGAAAUGUGAUGCUAGCUCAUGGAACAAAUGAAAGAGAAGCUUGGUUGUGGCAUAGAAGACUUGGACAUCCUUCAUUUCAACAGUCUAUCAAAAUUGUAAGGUCUGACAAUGGUGGAGAAUAUGUCAACUCACAAAUGAAACAAUUUUUUCAGCUCAAAGGAAUAAUUCAUCAAACCACAUGUCCGCAUACACCUCAACAGAAUGGUGUAGCUGAACGGAAAAACAGACUCUUAUUAGAGAUGACUAGAGCUCUAGUAAUUGAAUCCUGUGUUCCAAAACAGUUUUGGCCAGAAGCUGUAGCAACCGCCACUUACCUAAUUAAUCGACUCCCAACAAAAAUUCUCAAAAUGAAAACCCCUCUUAAAACUCUUACUACAUACCACACACUUCCAUCAGCACUCACUCUUCCGCCCAAAGUUUUUGGAUGUACUGUCUUUGUCCAUAUUCCAAAAAUGUGCUGA